Hyla sarda is the source of this 6093-nucleotide messenger RNA. RefSeq names its product BMP2 inducible kinase (gene BMP2K). The record is from RefSeq and is a predicted model, not a curated record. Gene Ontology annotation, biological process: protein phosphorylation. Lineage: Eukaryota; Metazoa; Chordata; Amphibia; Anura; Hylidae. The transcript is spliced from 17 exons. The coding region runs from base 389 to 3721 and encodes 1110 amino acids. Gene Ontology annotation, molecular function: ATP binding; protein kinase activity.
CACAAGCAGCAGCAGCAGGAGGAGGAGGAGGAGGAGGUUUUUGGCCUCUGAAUGGAUGAACUUCGGAUUGUCCUCUUCCGUUUCCAGCACUUCAACAGCCAGAGAAACCAACAACAACUAGUAGUAGUAAGCGAUCCGGGGCAGAGGACUGCAGGCAGGGGGAGGAGGGCACAGUCACACCUACACCCUGCCCGUGUGACAGAUGGGCACACUGGCUUUGCUGCAUCCUGGCAGAGGAGAGAUCAUGGGGCAUUGCCUUGUCUGCAGGUCAUACGUGUUGCAGCUCCCUAGGUCCCAGAUUGUGCCAGGGAGCUUCUACUCUGCCAGCUUUGGUGCCAGUAGAACUGCUGUGUGGUUGCCUGUUGGUGCCGGAUAAGGUGAAGACGCCAUGAAGAAGUUUUCUCGGAUGCCCAAAUCAGAGAGCGGCGGUGGAGGUGGUGGACCAAGCCUUGGUACUGGAUCAUCUGGAAAUUUUGUCACUGGAGGGGUGACCGUGGGCAGACAGUUCACCGUUGGGCGCCACCAAGUCACUGUGGAAGAGCUGGUGGCAGAAGGUGGCUUUUCAACUGUGUUUCUUGUUCGAACUCAUGGAGGACUACGUUGUGCUCUCAAGAGAAUGUAUGUUAACAAUGUGCCUGACCUCAACAUUUGCAAAAGAGAAAUAACUAUUAUGAAAGAGCUAUCUGGCCAUAAGAAUAUUGUUGGCUAUUUGGACUGUGCUAUUAACUCUGCUAGUGAUAAUGUUUGGGAGAUCCUUAUCCUUAUGGAGUAUUGCAGAGCUGGACAAGUUGUGAACCAAAUGAAUCAGAGGCUGCAGUCAGGGUUUUCUGAAGCGGAGAUCCUGAGGAUAUUUUGUGACUCCUGUGAAGCAGUGGCCAGACUUCAUCAGUGCAAAACUCCAAUAGUCCAUCGCGAUUUAAAGGUUGAGAACAUUUUGUUAAAUGACAAUGGGAAUUACGUACUGUGUGACUUCGGUAGUGCAACAAACCGAUUUCUCAACCCUCAAAAAGAUGGAGUAAACAUAGUAGAAGAGGAAAUUAAAAAAUAUACCACUCUUUCAUACAGAGCACCUGAAAUGAUCAACCUUUAUGGGGGAAAGCCAAUUACCACAAAGGCUGAUAUAUGGGCCUUGGGUUGCCUAUUAUACAAGCUUUGCUUUUUCACUGUUCCGUUUGGAGAAAGUCAAGUUGCUAUCUGUGAUGGGAGUUUCACCAUACCAGACAAUUCUCGAUAUGACCACAAGUUGCAUUGUUUAAUUAGGUACAUGCUUGAACCUAAUCAGGAACGAAGACCUGACAUCUAUCAAGUUUCCUAUUUUGCCUUCAAAUUAGCCAAAAGAGAAUGUCCAGUAUCCAAUGUAUAUAAUUCUACAAUUCCUCAAGCUCUUCCAGAACCACUGACCGCAAGUGAGGCUGCCUCUAAAAAGACUCAGAUAAAAACGAGAAUAACGGAUUCCCUUGGGCCCACGGAAACAUCCAUUGCUCCAAGACAGAGACCAAAGGCAUUUUCCAGUGCAGCCCAGUCUAAGGUGCUCAAUAUUCAGAAUGCUGCAACCCCUGUUAAGAUGGCAACACAGAAUGCUCCAAGUCAGCUGAUUCACAAUGCAGCUACAGAUAACCCAACUCUGCGACCUGGCAAUGGGUCCAGCACACUGUUGGGCCAGGAAAGUAGCCAGCAGUCCUCACAGCAGCACAGAGUUUUACAGCAACUUCAGCCAGGAGACUGGAGGUUACAGCAGCUACAUCAAUUGCAGCAACAGCAACUGCUCCAGGACACCUACAUGAAGCAGUACCAACAAGCAUUUCAGCAACAAUUUCUUCAGCAACAAUAUUUGAUGCACUCCAUAUACCAGCAACAACAUAUCACACCUCAGUAUCCAGCCAUGGUUCACCAGUAUCAACAGAUUCAGUUACAACAGCAGCAGCAGCAGCAGCAAGCCCUGCUUCAUCAUCAGUCUCAUCCUCCUCAGUAUCUGACCUCUCCUCAGGAGUUCACUCCAGCCUUAGUAUCAUAUGUCGCUCCCCACCAAGAGCAUGCAGGAGCAAUAAGAAACUUGUGUAAUACUAACAUAUCUGCCAAUAUACCAGGAAAGGAACCAACUUCUAGCUUAGCAAAACAGAACAGCAACAAUCCCCCGGACAUGUCUGGCUGGAAUCCAUUUGGUGAUGAUAACUUCUCAAAGUUAACAGAAGAAGAGGUGCUGGACAGAGAAUUUGACCUCCUGAGAUCAAAUAAACUUGAGGAGUGCAGGCCAUCCUCAGUCACAAUUCCUGCUUCACAAAGCAAACAUUCUGAAGAUGCAUUUGGUUCAGUUCCAUUUAUUUCUGCUUCAGGUUCUCUUGGAAAAAUAUCAGACACUCUAAUAGGUGUGAAGGAUGUUUCCAAAAUAUCCAAAAAUCAAAAUGCAUCUCUAAAAGAGCAAAAGCAGCAGCAAAAUGUCCAGUUAAAGUCUUCACAAAAGGCGUCAAAGGAGGGUGGAGACUCUGAAAGUGACUUUGAGUCAGACCCUCCUUCCCCUAAGAGCAGUGAAGACGAUGAUCCGGAGGAUGAAGAAACUUUACAUGUGGACCAAGGUAUCUUUCAUGAGGACAAUGACACAGAACAAGAAAUUAUUGGACAAAGGCCUUUGUUAAUGGAUUCAGAUGAAGAGGAGGAAGAAAAGCACAGUUCAGAUUCAGAUUAUGACCGCAAGAAAAUUAAGAAUUCCACUGUGAAGCCAAACAGAAUAGUAUGCGCCACUGACAGUAAACACAUGGAAAAUACCACUAAGGCACUUAAGAUAGACAGUGUGAAACAGUCAUCUAACCCACAGCUGGAUGCAUUUGGGGCUAUACCAUUUUAUUGUCUUAAUACACAAAAUGUCCCAGAAGAAGAAAGCAUGAAGGAAGCUCUGCCAAAUAUGAUAGAGGGAAAAGGGAGGGAUGAAUUUGAUGUUUUUUCUCAAGCACCAUUUAAUCCAAAAUUUGAGAUGGAAGAUUAUCAGAUCACAUUUUCAGUUUCUCCAGGUAAUGUGGAUGUCUUUGGCUGCUCACCCUUUGACCCUCUUAAAAGUCAAGAAGUAAAGAUGUCUAGUGAAGAGGACAUUUUUGGUCUGGUGCCAUUUGAAGAAAUAGCUGGAGAACAGAACCAGCAAAAAGUAAAGCUGCAACGCAAUCUACAGAAAAUAUCAUCCCGUCAGAGACGUACAAAACAGGAGCCAGCAAACAACAAUGGGAAGCGUCACCAUGGCACUCCAUCAAGCACAAAAAAGACGGCCAAGCCCAAUUACCGCACUCCAGAAAAAGUCCGUCGGCACAAAAAAGGAGGGAGACGUGACUCACAGAGUAGCAAUGAAUUUCUUACUAUCUCUGAUUCAAAGGAAAACAUUAGCAUUUCUCUUAAUGAUGUUAAAGAUCGCAACAACAUUUUACAAACAGAUGAAAGCAUGGUGGACCCUUUUGGUGCCAAGCCCUUCCAUCCUCCAGAUCUGAGGCAACCUCAGCAUCAUGGGCUUGUCGAUAACCGUGUAGAUCAUCAUGCAGCAGCAGUUAAUAGGCCAAGGCAGAGUUCAUUGCAUGGAGCUUAUCUCAGCAGUGAUAAUGCCAAAAUUGAUGACUUUGGUGCCGUGCCUUUCACUGAACUAGUGUUACAAAGUGUAACACAACAACAAAGCCAGCAGCCUCCAUCACAACCAUUAGAUUUAGAUCCAUUUGGUGCUGCUCCUUUCCCUUCAAAGCAGUAGAUACUUUUUUUUAGACUGUUACAUGCUACUUCUUUUUAAAUAUAAACCUUACAGUCUUAGAUAACACAAAGCAUUAAUCUUUAGCACAUUUUUAACACCUAGACAAUGUCUGGAAACAUAUUUAUAUUUUUAUUAUUUUAUUUUAAAUACUAUGGGAAAAAUAUGAUAGCUUUAAUAUAUGUCUCACAAGAGAACACAUUCCUCCUUCUUACUUGUACUUUUGAAGUGGUGUUAUUGUCCUUAUUAGGUUGUAUAGCAUAUGGAUCUGCAGAGUAUAGAACCACAGGCAGAGGUUUUACACUAUUAUUUCAAUCAAAGGCGUUUUCCACAAUUAGAAAAAGAAUAAAUGGGAAUGAGCUGUAACACCAGACAAGUGCAUAAAAAAUAAUGGUGUUGCUUCCAGUAUCCCAGACACACUGUUUACAAGAUUACGGUUAGAAUGUGUUAUUUAGAGGGCAAUACCCUAUAUAGGGUAUAUAGAAAUAUAAAGUAAAUUUCACUAAAACCUUCCACACUGAAUUCCUGGAUUGUAGAACUAAAAAAGAAAAUUUCAUGGAGAAUCAUUGUGUGCCACACUCCAGGAACUUACUUUAUGUUAUAAAUGUACUGUUAUCACAUGGAGGCUUUAAAACAUUAACAUUGCCAAAUUGGAAUGGUUUUAUGUUAGUGUUCUGCUACAUUUGUAUAAUUUUUCACUAAAGAAUAGGAAACAUGUAUAGUUUCCUGAAACCACUAUGAAUUGUGAUAUUAUAGCCACUAAGGAGGGUUUCUGCUUAUAUAUUAGUUUGCCUCAUUGUAAUUGAGAUAUGAGAAAACCAUAAUGUGUUAUAGUCAGUAUCCAGGGUACCAUGAAAGCAGUGUUUACUUGUGAAACCUGAUAAAUGUGACAUACUUCUGAAUGUAAUGCGAACAAAGCAGUAUACUUUAAGUGGAAUUAGGUAAAGAUCUGUCAUCAUUUACAUGCUUACACAGAUUCCUACAAGACUGCAUGAUAUAUAAUAAUAUUUAACUGGGAUUUCUGUAAUAAGAGAUGCAAAGACAUUGUACAGUAGACUCUUUGCCUAUCUUGACCUGCCAUUUUUUAAAUAGUUCAUUAGCAAAAACAUGCAUAAAAACAUGGAUUGUGCCAAAAUAAAGUACCAUUAUCAAUAUAAUGAAAAAGCUCAUCCAAAGCAACUAUGAACAUUAUCACGAUGUGUUUAUCCACGUCCUGUGUAUGUCAAUUUUAGGACUUUUUCUUACACAAGAAAGCUUUGAGAAGUAAUUGUUUUUAUAUUCAGAUUUACAUAAAUGUAUUAGGCAGGUCCCAACGCAGAGUGAAUGUAAUCAAUGAUGUAGUGUCUAUAUGCAUCUACUUUUUUAAAUCUGCAAGACACGAUUUUCUUCCCAGAGGUCAAUGGGGCGUACAAAUUAUAUUCAGCACCAUCUGAUUUGUGGGAUAAAGAGAAUGAUUAUUGACAUAACAUCAACCCAAUGUUCGCCAAAUAUACAGAAAGUAAAUGCUGACAAUCUACUUAAAGGAGUAGUCCAGUGGUGAAAAACUUAUCCCCUAUCCUAAGGAUAGGGGAUAAGUUUCAGAUUGCGGGGUGGUCUGACCGCUGGGGCCCCCCGUGAUCUCCCUGACAGCCCGCAGGAAGGGGACGUGUUGACCAUCACACAAAGCAGCAGCUGACACGCCCCCUCAAUACAACUCUAUGGCAGAGCCGGAGCGGGGCCCAUACAGAAAGAUCGCAGGGGCCCCAGCGGUUGGACCCCCAACACCCGCCACCCCCCAACCCCCCCCCCCCGCGCGCGUAAACUUAUCCCCUAUCCUUAGGAUAGCGGAUACGUUUUUCACCACUGGACUACCCCUUUAAUAUGUCAGAUCCAAAUUAAAUUUGUAUUUUAAUAUAUUUGUGUGGAUAUGGCACUGGUCAUCUAGCAAUCCGAAUAGAAGACUAGACCCUUUAUCGAACUUUUUAUUUAAGUUGCACAAAACCAUGCUUUUUGUAUUUUAACAGACAUAGAAGGGAAAAAAGCUAUUUAUCUGUUUCACUCUGAGCUGCGCACAUUGAGAGAUACAAGUUGUACAUUCCAUUGGAGAUCAAGUUUUAACUAUGUUUUGCUAAGGGAAAUAGCAAUAAGGCACUCCGAUUUUUUUACAGUUUAGCAUUUAGUACAAUGUUGUUUAACUGGAUAAAACAAGCUAUAGGAUAUGCAGAAGAUUGUACAUUGUACCCUGCUAUUUUUCAAAUAAAAUAGUUCUAAAAGAUCCUGGAUGUUUGAAUUCCACACACUGUGUAUUAUCUGUAAACAAAACACUCUUAAAAUGUCAUUCAAUUUACCUCUAAAACACACACCAUGGCAGAUUUUAGAACAGUCUUGUGUACCCU